UGAUUCCCAUGAAAACUUGGAUGGAGUUCCAUCCUCGUUGGAGCCCAUUGCGAAGCAGUCUUUGGGAUAGUGCACUGUUAAUAAGUGAGCUAAAAGAGAGCCCUUGACUCAGCAUGCCUCCAGCGACUGCGACAGACCUUGGGUACCCCCCGCCAGAUGGUGGGUGGGGCUGGGCAGUGGUGUUUGGAUCUUUCAUCUCCAUAGGCUUCUCCUACGCCUUUCCCAAGGCCCUCACCAUCUACUUUAAGGAGAUCCAGGAAUACUUUUCCAUAUCCUACAGUGAGAUUGCUUGGGUGUCCUCUAUCAUGCUAGCAACUAUGUAUGCAGGAGGACCUGUAAGCAGCAUACUAGUCAAUCGCUAUGGCAGCAGACCUGUGGUCAUAGCUGGUGGGAUAAUGUGUGGGAUUGCUAUGGUAGCUGCUUCUUUUGGCAGCACCAUCAUGCAUUUGUAUUUGUGCAUUGGAGUCAUUGGAGGAUUUGGCCUUGCUUUCAAUCUUCAACCAGCCCUGACAAUCAUUGGGAAAUACUUCCUAGUCCGGAGGCCUAUAGCAAAUGGUCUGGCCAUGGCAGGAAGUCCAGUUUUCCUCUCUACCUUGGCGCCCCUGAAUCAAUUUCUGUUUGACAGCUUUGGAUGGAGAGGAGCGUUUUUAAUCUUGGGAGCUAUAAUUCUUAAUUGUUGUGUAGCAGGAGCCCUGAUGAGGCCCAUUCAGGUAAAGCCCCAAGUUAAAUGUGCAGAGGAUCGUAACAAAUCAGAUGCAGAAGAUGGCAGCAGCACUCCUGUCGCUGGUCUGUUGAGUGGACAGGAGCAGCAAAGGAAGCCUGGGUGCUGUGGCGGAAUUAACACCUUCAUCGAUCUCUCACUCUUCAAGCACAGAGGCUUCAUCAUCUACCUUGUCGGCAAUGUGUUCAUGUUCUUUGGCUUCUUUGCCCCAGUUGUCUUCCUUGCUCCCUAUGCCAAGCAUCUUGGUGUUGACGAGUACUCAGCUGCAUUACUGCUAUCUGUAUUUGCCAUUAUUGAUAUGGUGGCACGUCCUGGCACCGGCCUGGUUGCCAACACCAAGUAUAUCAGGCCUAGGAUUCAGUAUUUCUUCAGCUUCUCCGUAGCCUACAGUGGCAUCUGCCAUAUCCUGUGCCCCCAGGCCACGGGGUUUGUGGGACUGGUCAUUUACGCCAUCUUUUUUGGGGUGGCUUUUGGCAUGGUGUGCGCCUUGCUCUUCGAGGUGCUGAUGGACCUUGUUGGUGCUCAUCGUUUCUCCAGCGCAGUUGGUCUGGUCACCAUUAUUGAAUGUGGUCCUGUGCUUCUAGGACCUCCGAUAUCAGGAGCCCUAGUGGACGUGUUCAAGGACUACAGAUACAUGUACUACGCAUGUGGGGUUGUGGUGCUGGCCUCGGGAAUAUUCCUCUUUAUCAUGAACUUCUACAACUACAGGAUGCUGGAUAGGGAGGAAAAGCGAAAGGAGGACCAGGAGGUAGCUGUGAAUAUGAGUGCAAAGGAGAUGUGUUCUACUGUUGAGAAAGGCUAUCCUAGAGAGGAGAAUGGCAAUGAACUGGAAGGAAAACUGGAGGAGCAAUCCUGCAUGGAAAAGGAUGGGUCACAUACUGAUGACAUGCCGGCCGAUGACACUUAAUGGUAGAUAAAACCGUCACUGGAGAGACUGGCUUUGGGUUGAAGGCCUACCUGUCCCAAAAGCACUGAUCAGGACUCCCUCCAUUGGGGAUGAUGCCAGCUCUUUGGGGUUACAAUUAUGAUCAUUAUAAUGAUUGUAUGACUGAAAUCAUUGUCAUUAACGGGGAGCAUCUCUGUAUGUCUAAUGUGGAUUUCUAAGUAUCGAGUGAAACAAACCAUUCUGGACCUUGGAGACUUGGUUCAUUUAUGACAGUAGUUAGAUGAUCAUUUUGUUUCAAGGCAAUUCCUGGCAUACUGUUUAUGAACUCUCCAUUUGAUAGGAUUUUAUAAAACAAUGAAGAUAAUGUAAUAAUACACUGAUAAUAGUAUGGCCUUUAAAAGAUGUUCUAGAUUUAAAAAAAUCUGCCUAUUGAUUAAUGUAAUUGGUUAACAACAUGGGUGAUGCUUCGUGAAUAUUAACUGAAAUAUAAUUGUACUAGUAUGAGUUUUUUUUCCUUAAAGGCUGAUUUUGUCAUUAAGGUUAGACUGCCAACUGCAUUGAAAAUCAUUUAAAUGUUCUAAGUUAUACUGAACAGACUUUACUAUUUAAGAAUACCUUUUGGAAGGAAUAUCGCAACAGAUACCUAAGCAUGAUUUAAGUGGUGUUACAAAAAGACAAAUUCUAUAAAGUGUGUCUUUCUAAAAAAAUAUAUAUAACUAAAAUUCACAAAACAGCUGCUUCUUCUGGAAUGGAUGUGCUUAUCCAAUAAUCUGACCCCUCUUGACAUAGUCUUUCAACACAAAGUAGUGGAAAAUCCAGUCUGGUCUGCGUAACCAGCUCCAAUUGAUCUAUUCUACACAAUCCUUUGAACAGGACAUUGCUCUGUUUUGAGGAAAAACCAAAGCAACAAUUAAUUGUGAACCUUUCAUCUGUCAUUCCAACUAUUCUGUCUACAGAAACCUGUCUAAAAAACCCAUCUCAUUAAGUCUGUCAUCUACACCAAGCCACAUUCAGUUACAUAUUCUUAAGAGCUGAAUGCUGGGUCUUUUUCUUACCAGCAGACGCUAAACCACACAGCUGAAGAAACUGGCUUGGCUGAUUUCAUGUCACUCUAUUCUGAGCUGUUAAUGGUGAAAUAGUGGCACACUUUCAAGAAACCUCCUGGCGUACUAUGAACAUGCACGUCAAAAAUACUAUGAAACCCCUGUGUUGCCACACCUGCUUAUCCUUAGUCAUGGCAAUUACACGUUAGCUUUAACAAAAGCAAUUAUGUUGCACCCCAUGAAUGAUGAAUGCAGCUAAUACCACAUUGUUUUAGAUAGAUUAAUGAGAAUGUGAUGUUAAAUAUUGCAUAUGAAAUAUUGAUCGGAACAGUGGAAUAAACACAUUCAGAAUUCACUGUAGAAUCAGUGCAACGUUGAUGUCAUUGGAGGGUAGCUGCAUUAUUUCCUGAACCAACCUGUCUCCUGCAUGGCUCUCUAGCUCCAAAAUACGAAGCUUUAUUUAAACAUGCUGCGGUAAUGUAGGUGCAUUAACUGCAAUAUUCCUUCCCUGGCUGACACUCAUAAAGUCUAACAGCAAGCUGAAGUUAAUGGGCUGUUGGGCACAUACACAGGAAAGGUUAAUUUGCGCUUCACAAAUGUCUAACAUAAAGCCAUAAUUACAACAAUUGUUGCUUUAAGCUUUAAUAUUAUUACAGUUUUCCCAGUAUUCUAAGUGACAAAUACAGUUAGAUAUUUCCCUAGAUCAGACAGGGUUACAGGCCCCACUCUUGGUUGAGACAAUAUGGCCUGUCCUGCAAAGCCAGAAUCUUUCAGGUUAUGACUCCCUGUCCGUCUGGUUGUUUGUGAGGCUGGUGUUUGCGAGCCUCUGUAAGAAUGUUGCACAGGGAUGUAUCUUGAUUAGUCUCAGGGAGGAGGGGACAUAUUGACCUCUGCUGUGCAGUAGCCAACUCAAGAAAUACAUAAAAUCUGUCACCUAGCACACUAUCAAUCGCUUCUCAGCAUACGCUGCUUAUCAAAGGUUCACAUAAUCAGUCCUUCGAAAUGUAGGUGCUGUGAAAAAAAUGUGCUUUCUGAAAUGCAUCCACAGCUGUGACAGGUUAUUUUUGCUUGAGGAAAUGUUUUUUCUCUAAUGUAGUUUUUGAGCUGAUUUGUUGCACUUUCAUUUAGGUUCAGUCUCCUUGCCAAAGAGAAAACAACGUGUAUAUGACUAGAGGUCUUUCAAAUAUUUUACAGAAAGAAGCUCUGGUUUGAAAAGCUAUGGAUGUUCAUAUCCAUUCAAAGAAUCAAUUCUUUCAUUCUGUAGUGCAUUUUUCAGACAGAAUCUGGAACUAGCUGGUCCAGGAGUACCUUGCCAGAAGAAUAACAGUAGUUGAACUUAGAGAAUGCAGAAUUACUGGUCAUGCAAAGGUAAUAAAGCAUUUUUUGGUCCUUCAUACCUAUAAUUACCCUAACAUCACAUGGACAGUACUUAUGAUAAUGUCUGUUCUUAAAGCCGCAUAUAUGAUAGGAUAAUUCCCACUAUUAUUGUUAGGCCAAACUGCAUUCCAUUGUACGAGUAGUGUUACUUGUUCUUUAUUGUUUCCAUAAGGGGAAAAAGCCAUGUGGAAAAUUUUUAUCUCAAUGGAAUUCCAUAAUAAUGCAGCCCUCUCUCUCAUAUAUAUAUAUAUAUAUAUAUAUAUAUAUAUAUAUAUAUAUAUAUAUAUAUAUAUAUAUAUAUAUAUAUAUAUAUAUAUAUAUAUAUAUAAAGAGAGAGAGAGAGAGAGAGACACACAGACACACACACACACGAGAUGCACAUUCACUUUUAAAAGCGAUACGUGCAGAAAUUGAUUGCAAAUGGGCACAUGUUUCAUGUGUAUUUUACGCUGAUAUGUCAAGAAAUUAUCAUUCAUUUUAACAUUUACAGUAUAUGCUCAUUCGUACUUUGUUUGUAGUAUAUCUUGUUUCUUUGUGACUCUUGCUUUUAGUUUGUAUUGAUGCAAUUCAAAAGUAACUAAAACUAAUUAUAAUUACGUAACUUUCAUUUUGAGUUACUUUCAACAGGUACCUAGUAACUGUAUCGGAUUACAUUUUUGAAGUAACUUCCCCAGCCCUGGUUAUCGUUGAUUACUGAUAUUUUCAUCAAAUUUCACGAAACUAACACAAACGUGCCAAAAUGAAAGGCAAACCAGGUAGUCGGGCCCAUAAGCAUCAAAUCCCCCCAACAAUCCAAGUACCUGGAAAAUGGGAAAGCGGAAAACAAAUGACCAAUCGAAUGUUAGUAGAAUGAUUGGCAGACAAGAAAACCACUCUUUAUUCUGUAUGUUCCGGGUUACAAAUCAUCAGCCAAUCAGAGGUAUGUAUUAUCCUGGAGGGGUAGUGCUGUGAAGAGUUACAGUAGCUGCAUCAACAGAAGUUCAAAGUGCUUGAUCAUCACAUGAUUCAUGUGGCCAUCAAAUAGUUCCAGGAAGUGCUUGGCAGGCCUUUUGAAUGUAUUAAAUACAGAGAGAACAUCGAUUUUUGGUAAUCAAUAGUCAAUAAAUGCAUUCAUUUACAAUUUUCAUGUA
Brienomyrus brachyistius is the source of this 5157-nucleotide messenger RNA. It is a transcript of the gene slc16a7, whose product is annotated as solute carrier family 16 member 7. NCBI's taxonomy places the organism in Eukaryota, Metazoa, Chordata, Actinopteri, Osteoglossiformes, Mormyridae. Gene Ontology annotation, molecular function: monocarboxylic acid transmembrane transporter activity. Gene Ontology annotation, biological process: transmembrane transport; monocarboxylic acid transport. Bases 114 to 1628 code for a protein of 504 amino acids. The record is from RefSeq and is a predicted model, not a curated record. Gene Ontology annotation, cellular component: membrane. The transcript is spliced from 5 exons.